AGCCUUGCUCACCGCCUGGCACCGGCCGGAGCGCGGGCCUGGGCACUGACGGAGGCAGGGAGCCGCGACGACUGGGCAUCGCAGGACUCCACGGGGUGCAGGAGCCUGGAUUACCCGGCCGGGCCUGGUCAUGGCCUGAACGCGCAGGAGAUGCGCGCAGGAGAUCCCGGAAUCUGCACCGAAGAGGAAGAAGAACCGGGAUUCUCUCUGCCUAGCGUGGGCACUAGGUCGGGAGAAGAGUAGAGACUUCACCUGGCACAGGGCAGAGGUGCCCGGAGCUUACUAGGCCAGAGAGCCUGGCAUCCCAGCAGCCACGACCUGGGCUCGGCACGGCUCCUGGACCUGGCCUGGCACGGGCCUGGCAGAACAGGCCUUAGCUCACCUGUCUGAAAGGAAGGCCGGGAUCUGAGAAGCCAGGACCAGGCGGCAGGGCUCUCUGGUGGCUCCGGGGAGCUGGCCUCCUGCUCCAGCCCCACGGGCACGGAUGUGCCGCUGUCCUCGGGAGCACCAUGACAGCAGGAUGACCUCUGCGGACACAGUGGCAGUGGCCGGCAGUUCUCGGGGGGCUGGGUCCCCCGAGUGGCCCCCCGAAGCCCCCCAGGCCCCUGGCCGGCCAGGACCAGGCGGCAGGGCUCUCUGGUGGCUCCGGGGAGCUGGCCUCCUGCUCCAGCCCCACGGGCACGGAUCCAUGGGCCCGCUCUGCCUAGGGGCUGCCUGCAGCCUGGCGGGUGAGCUCCGGACACCGCCCGCUGGCUGUGGCUUCCUGCUGGCUGCCACCUGCCUCCGUGGCCUCAAGUCCAUCCAGCAGAGUGCCCUGCUGCAGGAGGAGCGGCUGGACGCGGUGACCCUGCUGUACGCCACCUCGCUGCCCAGCUUCUGCCUGCUGGCCGGCGCCGCCCUGGUGCUGGAGGCCGGGGUGGCCCUGUCGCCGGCUCCCACCGACUGCCGCCUCUGGGCCUGCAUCCUGCUCAGCUGCCUCCUGUCCGUGCUCUACAACCUGGCCAGCUUCUCCCUGCUGGCCCUCACCUCCGCCCUCACCGUCCACGUCCUGGGCAACCUCACGGUCGUGGGCAACCUCGUCCUGUCCCGGCUCCUGUUCGGCAGCCACCUCAGCACCCUCAGCUACGUGGGCAUCGCGCUCACCCUCGCGGGGAUGUUCCUUUACCACAACUGCGAGGUCGUGGCCUCCUGGGCUGCCCGCUGGGGCUUCUGGCGGAGGAACCAGCCUGGCAAGGGUCUCUGAGGCCUGGCAGAGCGCCUGGGCCGUCAGGGACAGCCCCCCCAGCCUGAACCCAACUUGGCCAGUGGCCGUGGGACAAGCGGAGAGCAGGCAGCCACUGGGCCGUGGGAGGGCGAGGUGCCUUCGGGAAAGGCCACCUGGGGGGCUGGAUGGGGCCUCCCAGCGAGACCCCCCUGUCCCUGCCUGCCCCCUCCCCUCACCCCAGGCCCCGCUCACCACUGGAUGGUGGGUCCACGCCUGGCACACUCACUGUGCUUGUCAGAGUAAUUAUUAUUAAUCCGACGACUACGCCGAAAACUGCUGGCCAAACUUCGAGAACCUCUCCGUGUUCUGGUGACGACGAUGACGAUUCCUGGCGGGUGCACAAUCCUCCCUCCAGGAAGCGGGGGAGGCAGCUGGGGGGUCCGGGGACGGGCUUGUUGCUGCUGGGCUCCCCUGGGGGGGGUGUCAUCUGUGCCAACUCCCGGCAGCUGCUGUAGCCUCAUCCCUGGACCCUCCAGUUUUGGGUCUUCCGCCCUCAAAUAAACUAUUUUUGCUUGUA
This is a messenger RNA of Myotis brandtii (Brandt's bat), 1781 nucleotides long. It is a transcript of the gene SLC35E4, whose product is annotated as solute carrier family 35, member E4. Bases 485 to 1243 code for a protein of 252 amino acids. Gene Ontology annotation, cellular component: Golgi apparatus. NCBI's taxonomy places the organism in Eukaryota, Metazoa, Chordata, Mammalia, Chiroptera, Vespertilionidae. The record is from RefSeq and is a predicted model, not a curated record. Gene Ontology annotation, molecular function: antiporter activity. The transcript has 3 exons.